CUGAAGGGUUGGGACUAACAUAAAGACGGAGAUACAGGGAGGAGGGGGGUUUGAUAAAGAAUAUUCGUCUCUAGUCACAGUAACUACACAUGACUUGAGCAGUUGUAAGGUUUUCAUCUUCCUGUUUCUCCCAGCCACACGCAGUAAACCAGGAGCGUGUCAAAAAUGCUCUUUUAUUUUCGGAAGAAAUGGUGUUCUGAUAUGAAGUAUUAAGUUUUAAGGCUACGGGAGAAACGGAGAAUAACCAGCAGGGCUUUAGAGAUUGAGGUGGGAUCUCUGGGGCUCGCUAUGGAGACGACCUCUCAACGCUGGCUGAAGUGAAGGAGCAGGGCACGAGUUUUCUGCAGAUAACCAUUAGCUGAAGUUUGUUUAGGGUUAAGGUAUUAUUUUGUGUUAUUUUUGUAUCGAGUCGUUUGUUUGCGUUUUUUUUUUGGAAACAUUAGUGAGUGAUGGACUCGUGAGAUGGGAGCUGCACGCCGCCUUUUGAGUGUUCAGGAAGUCCAUCCAGCAGCGUGUUGAUCUGGCGUCUCUCAAGUCCAGGGUCUUGAGUCUGCAGUAGUGGUCUGCUCAGGCAAUUCAGUGCCUUCGAUUCAUCUGCUAGCUGCCACAUUGUCUCAAAAGCCAUGCUGGUGAAAGAAUACCGGAUCUGCAUGCCACUUACGAUGGAGGAGUACAGGAUAGGACAGCUGUACACCAUCAGCAAGCACAGCCAUGAGGAGAGUGACAAGGGAGAAGGGGUGGAAGUGGUGCGGAAUGAGCCGCACACUGACCCUGUGCAUGGAGAAGGACAGUUCACGGAGAAGAGAGUCCAUCUGUCCAGUAAGCUUCCAAGCUGGGCUCGUGCAGUGGUGCCUCGUAUAUUUUACAUCACAGAAAAGGCCUGGAACUACUACCCUUACACAAUUACAGAAUACACGUGCUCUUUUUUGCCAAAAUUCUCAAUCCACGUAGAAACAAAGUAUGAGGACAACUGUGGGAAUAAUGACAACAUUUUCAACAUGGAUAAGAACAGCUCAGACACAGAGGUGUGCUUUCUGGAUAUCGCAUAUGACGACAUCCCAGAACGACAUUACAAAAGCUCAGAGGACCUCAGGUGUUUCUCCUCUGUAAAAACGGGACGGGGUCCUUUGAAGGAAGGCUGGAGGGAGAGCUUCAAGCCGGUGAUGUGCUCUUACAAACUGGUGGGAGUCAAAUUUGAGGUGUGGGGUCUGCAGACGAGAGUGGAGCAGUUUGUACAUAAGGUCAUCAGGGACAUUUUGUUGGUGGGACACCGGCAGGCUUUUGCUUGGGUGGAUGAGUGGUACAACAUGACGAUGGAGGAGGUGCGGGAGUACGAGAGAGAGACGCAGGAGGCCACCAACGAGAAGAUCGGCCUGGUGACGCCCACCAUCUCCAUUCACGAGGUGUCCAAGCCGCCGGCCACCCGCAGCGCCCCCGCCAGUGCGCCGUCCACCCCCGUCAACGGAGACCCCCCGGACUUCCUGAACGUCCCCAAGGACCGGCCCCGCAAGAAGUCCGCCCCCGAGACUCUCACCCUGCCAGAGCUUCGAGAACGCGCCCUUCCCAAAUAGCAUUCCCGCGGGUCUGGACUUACCGAGAAAAUGUUCUCUUUGCCGUUUUUAAGAAAAAGGAAUUUAAUCUCUCUAUAUUGAUGGGGGUAAAACAAUAAAUGGGUUUAAAGGUUGA
Messenger RNA from Lepisosteus oculatus (spotted gar), 1686 nucleotides. RefSeq names its product cytoplasmic phosphatidylinositol transfer protein 1-like. Gene Ontology annotation, molecular function: phosphatidylinositol binding; phosphatidylinositol transfer activity. Gene Ontology annotation, cellular component: cytoplasm. Lineage: Eukaryota; Metazoa; Chordata; Actinopteri; Semionotiformes; Lepisosteidae. The record is from RefSeq and is a predicted model, not a curated record. Gene Ontology annotation, biological process: phospholipid transport.